AUGGGUUGGAUUUUAGUGUCAUACUUGAUCAUCUUCCAAUCUUUGCUUCAUUUUUCUUCGUACCAUUGUUUAUCGUGCAAUCCUGAUGACAAAUCUGUGCUGUUGCAAUUCAAAAAUUCAGUUGCUGUUGUGGGGCUAUCAACUUCGCUUGGUCCUUGUGGCUUGUAUUCUCAAAAAACAGCAUCUUGGAACAAUGAAACAGAUUGUUGCGGGUGGAAUGGUGUCAGAUGUGACUCUGAGUUAGGUCAUGUGAUUGGCCUCGACCUUUCCUGCAGUCCUCUUAAAGGUGAGCUACUUGGUCCCAAUAGUUCCAUUUUCAAGCUAAGCCACCUUCAACAGCUUAACCUACUUUCUGGUGAUUUAGAUGGAUCUCCAAUACACUCUGCAAUUGGUGAUCUUGUGAGUCUCACUGAUUUAACAUUAUAUUACCUUAGAAUUAGUGGUGAUGUUCCCUCCACAAUCUCUCACUUUUCAAAAUUAGAACAUCUUGAUCUCACUGUAGAAUCUCUUGAUUCCACAGCGAGACUUGAUUCAUACACUUGGAACAGACUCAUUAACAACGCCACUAAUUUAAGGGAAAUUUUUUUACGUGGAGUGGACAUGUCUUCUGUGGGAGAGAGCUCUUUGUCAUUGUUAACCAAUCUGUCAUCCACUUUGCUUUCUGUCCAUCUUACGGAUACCAAACUCCAAGGGACAUGGCCAACUGACAUCUUCCGUUUACCCAAUCUCCAAGAAAUACGCAUCGUAGUGAAUGAAAACCUGACAGGUGAACUUCCAAACUCCAACUGGACUACUCCACUAAGAUCCUUGUUUAUUUAUCAAACUAAUUUCUCAGGAAACAUUCCUGAUUCCAUAGCCCACUUGAAGUCUCUUAAGUCACUGUCUCUCUUUGAAUCCAAUUUUGAUGGAUUUAUUCCACCAUCAUUGUUUGAUCUUACUCACCUUUAUCUCUUACAUUUAUCAGAUAAUAAAUUAGUUGGCCCAAUUCCAGCCCAAAUCACCAAGCUCUCUAAAUUAUCGAUCCUAGAUUUGAGUGGUAACAUGUUAAACGGAUCAAUUCCCCUUGGGUGUUAUUCUUUGCCUUCUUUAUCAAUCGUGGAUCUUACUAACAAUCAACUCACGGGGUCUAUUGGUGAGUUCUCAACUAAUUCUUUGAAAAUUUUGAAACUUUCUAAUAAUAAACUGGAGGGCAAUUUUCCAAAUUCAAUAUUUCAUCUCCAAAGUCUUGUUCGUUUGAAUUUGUCAUCAUUGAAAUUGGAUGGUGUUGUGUACUUUCACCGAUUUUCAAACCUUACAGAACUACAGGAUUUGGAUCUUUCUAACAAUAGUUUUCUCAAUGUAAACUUUGAAAAUAAUGUUGAUUACACCUUACUCAACCUUUCAUUCUUAUAUUUAUCUUCGUGUAACGUAAGUAGUUUUCCAAAUUUCUCGGCACCACAUCUGAUAGAUUUAGAUAUUUCUCAUAACAUAAUUCAUGGAAGCUUUCCCAAAAGGUUUCAAGAGAACCUCUUGCUCUUCUGGAAUAAAAUUAGUUACAUUGAUCUCAGUUUCAACAAGUUGCAAGGACGUCUUCCGAUUCUACCAAAUGGCAUUCAAUACUUUUCAAUGUCAAAUAAUGAACUGAGUGGGGACAUUUCUUCAGCAUUGUGCAACGCUAGCACCCUUUCUAUACUUAACUUGGCUUCCAACAAUUUCUCAGGACUUAUUCCACAAUGCUUGGCAACAUUUCCUUCUCUGUGGGCUUUGGAUUUGCAAGACAACAACCUUUACGGAAGCAUACCUGAUAACUUUUCUGAAGGAAAUGCCUUUAAGACUCUAAAGUUGAAUGGAAAUCACUUGAAGGGACCGUUACCACAGACUUUGAAUCACUGUACAAAGCUUGAAGUUUUGGAUCUUGGAAACAAUGACAUAGAGGAUACAUUUCCCUCUUGGUUAGAAACUUUGCCAACUUUACAGGUACUCAGUUUGCAGUCAAAUAAAUUUCAUGGUAACAUCACUUCUUUGGGCACCAAACUUUCAUUUCCCAGGUUGAGGAUUUUUGACAUCUCCAAUAACAACUUUACCGGACCCUUGCCAACAUCAUAUAUCGUCAACUUUAAAGAAAUGAUGAAUGUGGAUCACAACCAAACUGGUUCGACAUAUUUGAGCAAUCGUGGUACAUAUAAUGAUUCAAUAGUGCUGGUGAUGAAAGGGGAAAAGAGGGAACUCACGAGGAUAUUUACUACUUGGAUAGUCAUUGAUUUAUCAAAUAGAGCAGUAAUACAAUGA
This is a messenger RNA of Vigna umbellata (rice bean), 2268 nucleotides long. The record is from RefSeq and is a predicted model, not a curated record. Lineage: Eukaryota; Viridiplantae; Streptophyta; Magnoliopsida; Fabales; Fabaceae.